UCAAAGUCUAAAACAAAAAAACACUUUUAUUAGUUUUAUACAAGCAACGAUUACGUACAUUGUACUGAUGAGUCAAACGUGCAAGGUUAGUAAACCUUUCUGAUAAACCCUACCUCCUAAGUUCUGUUUCUUAGCAAACUACUAGAAUGUUGAGAUCCUUUAAGUCCCACCUUGUCGCACCUGUGUUAUUUGCGUACUAAGUACGAGGUAAGGCUCAGAAAUAUGGAGGCACAGAACGGGAUGGAAGGAAAACCAAAGACGCCUCAGCGUGAUUGUGUGGGUAUUAAUGGCUGUGCUGGUGAUGGUUCGGAAAAUGAUUCCGUUUUGCUCCAACCAUUUCAUUAUAUCCAGAAAGUCCCUGGAAAACAGAUCCGAGGAAAGCUGGCGCAGGCGUUUAACAUAUGGAUGAAAAUUAGCAACGAUAAAUUACAAGUGAUUACGGAGCUCAUGGAUAUGCUGCAUAAUGCUAGCCUUCUCAUUGACGAUAUCGAGGAUAGUUCUACGCUACGACGCGGAGUGCCAGUGGCGCAUUUGAUAUACGGCAUUCCCAGUACAAUUAACGCGGCUAAUUAUGUGUACUUUCUGGCGCUGGAACGAGCGUUAUCCCUGCAACACCCCGAUGCCCCGCAGAUUUUUAGCCAGCAACUACUGGACCUUCACCGUGGCCAGGGCAUGGAGAUUUACUGGAGAGAUUCGUACCAAUGCCCCAGCGAAGACCAGUACAGGACAAUGGUUAUUCAAAAGACAGGUGGAUUAUUCAUGCUGGCUGUCCGGCUGAUGCAGCUGUUCUCGGCUGACCAAACGACCGACUUCCGCCCUCUGACGGAAACGUUGGGCCUGCUGUUUCAGAUACGAGAUGAUUACUGCAACCUCAUUGAUCAGUCCUAUAGUCACAACAAAACUUACUGUGAAGAUUUUACCGAAGGAAAAUUUUCUUUUCCAAUCGUCCAUGCUGUCCGCGUGCGCAACGAUCCAGACGGAUUGGUGAUGUCCGUCCUUCGCCGAAGAACACUCGAUGUGGAUGUGAAAAAAAGAUGUGUUCAGCAGAUGUGCGAACUUGGUUCUUUGGAGUACACGCGUCAGACAUUACUGAAACUGGAUAAACAGAUGUCAAAGAAUUAUUUGACCUUUUUAUAGAGCUCGGGAUAUUGUCGAAAAUUUGGGUGGAAAUGUUGCGUUUUUGGGAUUGUUGGACGAAUUCAGAGCGAUUUUUGUGGAUCCUGUUCAGAUGUAACUGGUGCCAGUUUUUAGACAGUGUGAUCUUAGUUGUUAAGUAAGUAUUCCGCCGGUUAUAUGUUAGUCGGUGCUUCGCAGUGUAACUUGAUGAUGAAAACAAGUUUUUUUACUUUCUGCUGUUAUUUUUAUUCAAUGCAUGUCUUUCUUUUGUGUUCCUGUCCCACCGGCUACCGUAGCCAUACAAGCGAAAUUUUGUUGAAUGCUCCUUGAAUUGUAAACCCAUGGCAUGAAUCACAUCAAGUGAGCAAACGCACGAAUGAAUUGUUAAAUACUGAGGAUUG
Messenger RNA from Paramacrobiotus metropolitanus, 1517 nucleotides. RefSeq names its product terpene synthase-like. The record is from RefSeq and is a predicted model, not a curated record. Gene Ontology annotation, molecular function: prenyltransferase activity. NCBI's taxonomy places the organism in Eukaryota, Metazoa, Tardigrada, Eutardigrada, Parachela, Macrobiotidae. Bases 223 to 1137 code for a protein of 304 amino acids. Gene Ontology annotation, biological process: isoprenoid biosynthetic process. The transcript is spliced from 9 exons.